This is a messenger RNA of Diaporthe amygdali, 1422 nucleotides long. RefSeq lists its product as uncharacterized. The record is from RefSeq and is a predicted model, not a curated record. The coding region runs from base 1 to 1422 and encodes 473 amino acids. NCBI's taxonomy places the organism in Eukaryota, Fungi, Ascomycota, Sordariomycetes, Diaporthales, Diaporthaceae. Gene Ontology annotation, biological process: transmembrane transport. The transcript is spliced from 5 exons. Gene Ontology annotation, molecular function: transmembrane transporter activity.
AUGGGUUCCGAAGAAUUUGGAAAGUACCAUGGUGGAAUCGCGGAGAGGUUUCACCGUUUCUUCCGCGGAAUCACAUUCCAGGCUAUCAUUCUCGGUCUGGUCAGCUUCACUCAACCUGGCAUAUGGGUCGCCUUGAAUAACCUUGGAGCCGGUGGCCAAGCAUCACCGUACGUGGUCAAUGCCGCCAAUGUUGUGACCUUUGCUAUUAUGGUUGUUUUCGCACCAUUUUGCGCAGUAUUUGGCAAUCGAUAUAGUCUCAAAUGGGUGCUCGUAUUCGGCACAAUCGGCUACGUCCCUUACUGCGCGGCCCUAUACACAAAUACUGUCUAUGGCACGCAGUGGUUCCUUAUCUUCGGAGCGGCCACAUGUGGUUUCUCGGCAGCAGCACUGUGGACCGCGGAGGGAGCGAUCGCCGUUGGCUACCCCGAAGCUUCGCGUCGAGGAUGGUGCGUGGCCAUCUGGCUCGCACUGAACAAGAUCGGAUCGCUUAUUGCAAGCUGUAUCCAGCUUGCUCUGAACACCAGCAACGACCAGGCAGGCAGUAUCAGCCCGAAAACCUACCUCGUCCUCGUCGGAUUGACCUGUGCGGGUCUUCCUUUGUCACUGCUAUUGUCUUCCCCGGAAAAGCUGAUUCGAAGGGACGGAACCAAGCCUACUGCUCGUUCAAACAAAACGACGUUCAAGCAGGGUUUCAGAGACUUCUGGGCAGUGUGCAAGACUAAGCACAUUUAUAUGUUGGUCCCAAUUUUCAUCACCGCGCAGUGGGGCCAAACCUACAACGGCAAUUACCUUGCGGCAUACUUUUCGGUCCGUGGUCGUACCCUUGCGGGCUUCAUAGUGACUAUCGUCGGUAUCGUUGUCAACUUUGUUGUCGGCUGGUUUCUCGAUUCGAAGCACCUUCGCCGCUCCACGCGUUCAAGGGUGAUGUGGAUUGUGAUUGCAGUGAUAUACAUCGCUGGGUGGAUCUAUCAGUUCAUCAACCAGGCCGACUAUCAGAAGGAAGACACUGUCUUCGAUUGGUCAUCACCAGGAUAUGCUCGUGGACUUUGUGCAUACUUGCUAUACAGAGUCGGUUACGAGGCAGUGGGAACGUGGAUGUACUGGCUUCUCGGCACGUACGACACGCACUUCGACACUCUCGCCUUGACAUCUGCCCUCUUACGCAGCGGAGAAUCGCUCGGUUCGACCUUUAGUUAUGCAGUAGGCGCUUCCAAGUCGGCCUCCCUUAUGACGAAUCUUAUCGUUGCAGCUGUUGUGUGGUUUGCCUCGGCGCCGAUGGCCACCUGGAGUGCUUGGAAGGUCACUGAUUCUCAAGAAGAGGAGACGCUUGCCGUGGAGGAUUCUGCCACGACUUCUAUCAAUGAGGAGCACUUCGAUGGCAAAGCUUUUGACUCGUCCCCGAACGCAGUACCUCAUGUGUGA